Molecule: messenger RNA, 954 nt
Organism: Rhizophagus irregularis DAOM 181602=DAOM 197198
Lineage: Eukaryota; Fungi; Glomeromycota; Glomeromycetes; Glomerales; Glomeraceae
Source: RefSeq, a predicted model, not a curated record
AUGAUUAUCAUGCCAUAUUAUAGUUCAGGUGAUUUGAUACAUUAUUUAAGUAAUAACUUUUAUAAUAUUAAUUGGCGGAUAAAACUGCGUAGAUUAUUUUAUAUAAUAUAUGGACUUCUAGAAAUGCACAGGGUAGAAAUUAUCCACAGGGAUUUACAUAGUGGAAAUAUCUUUUCUGAUGAAUUUGAGUCGUACAUAGGUGAUCUGGGAAUAAGUAGAUCUGCAAUUGAAUCAAAUAAUGAUAAUGAGAAAUAUGGUAUUAUUCCUUACAUGGCACCAGAGAUUUUUCAAGGACAAAAAUAUACUGAAGCUUCAGAUAUAUAUAGUUUUGGAAUGAUUAUGUGGGAAUUUAUGACAGGUAGAAGACCUUUCUGGGAUGAAAUUCAUGAUAUAGAACUUAUAAUCAAAAUAUGUGAUGGUUUACGACCACCAAUUGUUACAAAUGCACCCAAAGGAUAUGUUGAAUUAAUGAAAGAAUGUUGGGAUUUUAAUCCGGAUAAUAGACCAACAGCUAAUGAUAUAUUCAGUAGAAUUGAUAAAAUACAUAGGGAGGAAAGUAUCUUUAAUCCAACUAAAAUUAUAGAAUCAUCAGAUAUUGGACCUGUAAUAACUAAUCACUUAGGCGCCAUUUAUAAGAGUAGACCAUUAAGUCACUUGAUUCAAUCUGCAAUGUCUUUAAGGAGUUCAAGGAGUCAAUCUAUCGGUAAAAGAAAGUUUGAAGAUGAUUCAGUUGAAGAUAGUAAUGACAAUGAACAAAGUAUUAAAAAAAGAAAAUUUCUUGAAAAUGAAAAUAAUGAUUACUUUACAAAAGAAAUUGAAUUAGAUAUUAAUAUGCGCUCUAACCAACCUCGUGAUAAAGGUAAGCAAAUAUACAUUUAUAAAAUAUUAGUCAACAUUAUAAAAUUUUUAUCUAAUUUUUGUUUUCAAUAUACGGAUACGUCACCAAAGAAAUUG